AUGGUGCACACAACGGUGGCUGCGGCCGGAACUUUCUUCAAUCUUCUAUUAAUCUACAUUGCUAUUUUUCAUUCUCCGAAUAAAAUCAGGACUUAUGCUUCUUUGAUUCUUAAUUUGGCCUUUUCCGACAUGAUUAUUUGCCUCAUCGACUUGUUCGUUCAGCAAAGGUGAAAAUGGUUAUUUUUUAGUUUAAAUAAAGUCAAAAAUACUCGAUUUGAAACGGUCACAAGAGUUCAGUAGUAAAAUUUGGCGAGGAAAAAAUUAAGUUUUUUUAAAGGUUUUUUUGUCUUUUUUAUUUUUAUAAUGAAGUUAAGCAUUAAAUUUUUUGUUUUUGAACUGAGUGGAACUAGAAGAAAAAACUUUUUCAAGGUAAAAAGAUUUUCAUCAGAAAGCACUCUUAAAAACACGCAGCAUUUUUUGAAAGUUAUUUUCUUUGCGACAAAAGUAGCUAACUCCCCUUAUAGCAGUUAUGUUACUACCGCGUUUCAAGUUGAAUAUAGAAAAAAGUCAUGUCUCAGGUUAGUCCCAACAGGAUGGUCAGUCAUCUUCAUCGGGAAUGGCCCUUGCAAGUAUUUCGACUAUACUCUUUGUUUCAAAGCGUAAGAUUUGAAUUUAUUCGUUUACUACAGUUUUCAAAACACUAGUUGAAAAAUACAAAAUUCCAAAAUAUCUUGAAAAUAAAAAAAGCAAGGAAUCGAUAGUUGGCUGAAUUUUUCAGGCAUAAAGUUGAACGAAAACUAACUCUCAUUCAAAAUAGAAAGGGUAUUGCAUUCUAUUUUUUUAUCGAUGAAAAAAACUAAAAAUACAUAUUUAUUUCCUUAUUAAAUAAAUGUAAACUGUAAAAAAACUUGAAACUUCUCUACAACUAUAAAAAAAUCGAAUGCUGUCGGCCUCCAAAACAGGCUAAAUUCAAAAAAAUUCCUUAUUUUUUUAAAAAAUAAUUUGAAAAACGUUUGAUUUUUCAGGAACAACGUCGGUCAGCACCUCCAAACAUUCGGAGUUUACAUCCUUCUUGUCUCUUUCUCCUACCGAUAUUAUAUUCUGGUGAGAUCACCACCAACAAGGAAACAAGUUCUGAUUCUUCUUUCCCUAGUAUAUAUCCCAUCAUUUUUCCAAUUGGUUAGAUUUUCGUUUCACUUUUUUAUGCGGAAAAGUUACAGAUCUUCUCCCUAUUCAUGGAAAGUCCUCAGGAAGACAUACAAAAAAUAUUCGAAAAGGCUUUUCCUCAAUAUGAGACCGAGAAUAUCAUGAUCACCGGUGUGAAAGACAUUCGGGAUUUUUGGCCUUCUAUAUCCAUCUCACAUGCGAUCUUUUCUGUGAUUCCAAUGUAUACAGCGAUUUUUGUUCUUCGUCAAAAAAUUAUCAACAGAUUAAAUGCGGCGAUUUGCAUCAAAUCUGAGACAAAAAGCAUGCAGAACCAGUUUUUGAAGGUGAACUAUAACAUUUUUGGAAAAGUUUAAAGCUUUUCGGUGGUCAUUCUAUCUCUUACAAGGCUCUUUUCAAAGCUUUAAUUCUUUAGAAUGUAUUUUUCCAGGCUCUAACCGUCCAAAUCUGCAUUCCGGCCUUCUGCUCCAUCGCCAUCAUUACCUACGCCAUCGGCCAACUCAGGAUUUUCAACCAUCCGGCUUUAGAAUAUGCAUCUCCGAUUUCCCUCCUUCUAACUCCAGUUGUAUCCCCAUUAGCAUCUUUAUAUUGUGUACAUCCUUAUAAAAACAAGGUGAUGAGCUUGGUUCGAAAUAGCUCCCUCUCACAGAAAAACACCGUCGUUUCACACACAUCUACCUUGUAAGAUGUACUGAAAAUAAUGGGAAAAAACAUUCAAUUGAUAAAAAUUUUCAGAGAAAAUUGAAAUGGAGCAAAAAAAUACUAGGAAGGAUUGGAAAUAGCCGAAGGAUCAAGUUUAUUGUAGUUCGAAAAGAGUCAUGAGUUCAAAGAAGUUGAAAUAUAUUCGAAAAAGCUAGAAAAAAAAAUGUUUUUUUUGCCAAAUAUGUACACAAACCUUCACAGAUUUCUUUUUAAAUUCGUUGAAAACCCUAUUUUGAACUUGAAAGCGACGCUACGGCGAUGUUCUCAGCCAUUCUAGGGGUCCUCGAGAACUUACAUUUUUUUAAUCAGAUGGGAAACUUAUUCACAAGUGUGAAAAUAGCCUAACGUAGCUCUUCUUCUAGGUGCAAUGACUUUUCGAAAAAAAAAAUUUUUCUUGGAAUGAAAAGAUCAAAAUUCGUAAAGCGGAAACACGUCCUCUUCUGAACUUAAAAACCUAGCUUCAAAACAAAUUAUUUUUGCUCAUCGCGAAAUUUUUUCUUUUGUAUCUGAGUUUUGAGAUCUUCAAAGUCAAGGUCGCUCUCUUCAAAACCAACAUGGAAGAAGGGUAA
Molecule: messenger RNA, 2375 nt
Organism: Caenorhabditis auriculariae
Lineage: Eukaryota; Metazoa; Nematoda; Chromadorea; Rhabditida; Rhabditidae
Source: the annotation of a GenBank genome assembly